Messenger RNA from Necator americanus (New World hookworm), 867 nucleotides. RefSeq lists its product as uncharacterized. The transcript has a single exon. Lineage: Eukaryota; Metazoa; Nematoda; Chromadorea; Rhabditida; Ancylostomatidae. The record is from RefSeq and is a predicted model, not a curated record. Gene Ontology annotation, molecular function: catalytic activity. Bases 1 to 867 code for a protein of 288 amino acids.
AUGAGAAGAUGUGGCCCAACACCAGCUUUGACUAUCUUCGUCGCUUACGCUCCAACAUCAAGCUACAAAGAAGAAGAAGUCGAAGCUUUCUAUAUGGACCUGGAGAAGUUCUACCGAGAAGACCAUGCCUUCUACAAGGUCAUAAUUGGCGAUUUCAACGCCAAGGUUGGCCCAAGAAGAACGCCGGAAGAACUUCACAUCGGGACCCACGGCCUACAAUGGAAUGAUAAGGGGCAGAGGCUCUCCGAGUUCAUCAUGACGACUAAGACCAUCCAUGGGAACUCGCAAUUCCAGAAGCCCUCCUCUCUACGCUGGACGUGGGAGUCACCCGGUGGAGGGUAUCGUAAUGAAAUAGACCACAUCAUCGUCAAUAAAAGGUUCUGCCUGACGGACGUCGGUGUUGUAACAAAGUUCUGUACGGGAUCGGACCAUCGCCUCCUCCGAGGAAGAUUUUUCUUCACAAGGAGAGCAGAGAAAGCCGCCAAGUUCAGAGAGAGAAUUCCCAGGACUACCAUCAACUGGGAUCUCUUCGCUACGCUAGCCGGCUUUUGGGAAGAUUCCGCAAUGGACAACAUCGACGAGGAAUAUGACCGGUUUGUUGAACACCUUCACGACUGCGCGAAGAAGGGUGAGAGUUUUAAAACCACCAAGAGACGAAUGUCUCUUGAAAUUCUUGAGCUAAUACUCCAGCGUGGGGCAGCACGAGCCGCAGGGAACCAAGAACUCACGUCCGAGCUCGCAAGGCUUUGCAGAGAGGCGAUAAAGGAAGAUCUUAAAGAGAGAAGAGCAGAAGAGGAGAAGCUGCAGAGGCGAGGAAAAGCAUCCGCUAUGCCCGUCGAGACUUCGCCAGUCGCAAAACAAGGAUGA